This is a messenger RNA of Carassius auratus (goldfish), 1512 nucleotides long. Its product is annotated as protein FAM196A-like. Gene Ontology annotation, biological process: inhibitory postsynaptic potential. The coding region runs from base 1 to 1473 and encodes 490 amino acids. Lineage: Eukaryota; Metazoa; Chordata; Actinopteri; Cypriniformes; Cyprinidae. The transcript has 3 exons. The record is from RefSeq and is a predicted model, not a curated record. Gene Ontology annotation, cellular component: postsynaptic density.
AUGGUGAGCAAAGACGCUGGUAAAUGCCCGCUCACCAACUCUGAGUCAGACUCGGAGGCAACGGCAGCAUCCAUGGCCCUGGAGGUCAAAGGAUCAUUGGAUGAAAGCCGGCAGGUGCGCAAGCGCAACAAAGCCCUUCAGGUGCGCUUCAAGGACAUCUGCGAGGCGCAGAAUGAACAGGCUGCUGCGGCCCGAGGGGGGAAGCCGAUCUACAAGGUGGCGUACCGCAAGUACAUGACUGUCCCAGCUCGUAGAUCAAUCCCCAAUGUCACCAAAAGCACCGGAGUGCAAACAUCACCGGACCUUAGGAAGCGUUACCAGACUUUUCCAUUUGAGAGGAAGAAAGGACAUACGGUCAAGCAUGCCGCUGUGGUGGAGAGCUGUAAGGACCAGGACGAUGGGUUUGUAAUUGAUGUGAAGAGGGCGAAAGCUACCGAGGCAGGUAGGGAGUGUGUACCCACUCAAAAUCUGAGGAAAACAAAAGCAUUAAUGCACACCAGCAAGUGCGUCACAACCAUAGAGCAGCAUCCACAAGCCAGGGACUAUCUGAAGAGAACAGACGGGCCUUGCUCGGACGCUCUGGUUCUCCCUUGUCCGACAGAUGGGUCAACAGCAGGUACGGACAACUCGGACUAUCAGAUCUGUAGCGUCAGAAGUAAACACAGUAAGGGCUUUCAGGGAGACUCUGGAACUCUUGAUCGCUCAGGCAAGCUGCAUUUGCUGAACUCUGGGGAGAGCGGUGGGAAUAUUCUAGAGGAUUCCUCCUCCAAAGUGACAGGACCCAUCGCGUGGAACUCCCUCACGCAGGUGGAGUGCCUGGAGAGUCCAUCCGAGCGGACCAAACGCAAGAAGACUCUGCAGCUCAAUGGCCUGCAGUCACAGACACUGCCACGGACCAGGUGCACUACGCAGGUCCAGUGUCACGUGGGCACGCUGUCUGCUCGACCGCUGGGGGCCGUGGAGGCGGCAGUGCCGUUGACCCCAGCUUCUUCGACAGCCGUUCCCAUGCCAGCGCCUCCAUGCAGGGGCGGCACAGGAUCAGGAACUCUACAGACUGAUAAUGAGGUGUGCAAGCAGAUAGUGCCUGUCAAUCAGGAUGGGGAAGUUAAAGCGCAGCUCCAAGCCAUGGAAAACAUGAUCAGCUCCAGCCAAGAAACCAUCAAAGUGCUGCUGGGUGUCAUUCAGGAGCUGGAAAAAGGAGAAGCUCAUCGAGAAGGGCUCUCCUAUCGGACCGGACAGGACACGGCCAACUGCGACACGUGUCGGAACAGCGCAUGCAUUAUUUACAGCGUGGAGCUGGACUUUAAACUGCAGGAAGAUAAGCUCCAGCCUCUGAUGAAGAGACUGUGUCCCACCGAGGAGUCCCCGUUUCCCCCUCUGACGUAUCCUCAGGAGACCAUCGGCUCCACGCCCAAACGCAAGUCCAAAGCGGAGGCCAAGAAACACGCGCGCUGGAAACUCUGGUUUCUGUGACCGCUGGAUUACAUACACAGCUUCCCAUCAUAUUUUCAG